Erigeron canadensis is the source of this 3199-nucleotide messenger RNA. RefSeq names its product NADH-ubiquinone oxidoreductase chain 2. Gene Ontology annotation, biological process: ATP synthesis coupled electron transport. The record is from RefSeq and is a predicted model, not a curated record. Lineage: Eukaryota; Viridiplantae; Streptophyta; Magnoliopsida; Asterales; Asteraceae. The transcript is spliced from 4 exons. Gene Ontology annotation, molecular function: NADH dehydrogenase (ubiquinone) activity. The coding region runs from base 444 to 1796 and encodes 450 amino acids.
AGUAGGGCAUAGAACAAUGGAUCAAUUCAUUCAACAAGAUCCGUUCGGAUCAGACCAGGAUGAAUGGGAUUGAGAAGGAGCUCUUACCUUUUUGGGGUGCAUUAUAGCACAGUCCGUGACUACGUUUUUCCGUUGGUUGAUGCUGCGUAUUGCACACUUGUUAUAUUUGUUUAUAUAGUGUUAGUUCUAUAACGAAUUUCAAGCGCCUAUGAAUUAGUUCCAAGAAAGCGGCCGCCCACUAACUGAACUGCGGGAACAAAGAAUUUACCCCCAUAAAACUCUUCCACAUAGUGCGAUUAGUGUGUGAGACCGCGAUCCACAAACUGACGCAUGGGACGUAGCCUUCCUAGCCGCGUGCAGCCUACCUGCUGAAGACCGUAACGUAAGUAACUCAGCGCUCCAUACGUGGGAAAUGAAAGCAGAAUUCGUUCGGAUCCUCCCACAUGUUCAAUCUUUUUUUAGCGGUUUCCCCAGAGAUCUUUAUCAUUAAUGCAACCUUCAUUUUGCUCAUUCAUGGAGUUGUAUUUAGUACGUCUAAGAAAUUUGAUUAUCCACCGUUAGUCAGUAAUGUGGGUUGGCUUGGAUUACUUAGUGUUCUAAUAACCUUGCUUCUGCUCGCCGCUGGCGCACCUCUCCUAACUAUUGCCCAUUUAUUCUGGAAUAAUUUUUUUAGGAGGGACAAUUUUACAUAUUUCUGCCAAAUCCUUCUAUUAUUAAGUACGGCUGGUACCAUUUCGAUGUGUUUCGAUUCUUCCGAACAAGAGAGGUUUGAUGCUUCUGAAUCCAUUGUAUUAAUUCCACUUCCUACUCGCAGUAUGCUCUUUAUGAUCUCGGCUUAUGAUUCAAUUGCCAUGUAUUUAGCUAUUGAGCCUCAAAGUUUAUGUUUUUAUGUGAUCGCAGCAUCAAAAAGAAAGUCUGAAUUUUCCACGGAAGCCGGCUCGAAAUAUUUGAUCUUAGGUGCAUUUUCCUCAGGAAUCUUAUUGUUUGGUUGUUCCAUGAUCUAUGGGUCUACUGGAGCUACCCACUUUGAUCAAUUAGCCAAGAUUUUGACCGGAUACGAGAUCACCGGUGCUCGAUCUAGUGGUAUUUUUAUGGGGAUUCUAUUUAUCGCUGUAGGAUUCCUAUUCAAGAUCACUGCAGUUCCUUUUCAUAUGUGGGCACCUGAUAUCUAUGAGGGUUCACCCACCCCGGUUACAGCAUUCCUUUCUAUUGCGCCUAAAAUCUCUAUUUUUGCUAAUAUUUUGCGUCUUUUUAUUUAUGGUUCUUAUGGAGCUACAUUGCAACAAAUCUUCUUUUUCUGCAGCAUUGCUUCUAUGAUCUUAGGAGCGCUGGCCGCCAUGGCCCAAACGAAAGUCAAAAGACUUCUAGCUUAUAGUUCUAUUGGACAUGUAGGUUAUAUUUGUAUUGGUUUCUCAUGUGGAACCAUAGAAGGAAUUCAAUCACUACUAAUUGGUAUCUUUAUUUAUGCAUUAAUGACGAUAGAUGCAUUCGCCAUAGUUUUAGCAUUACGGCAAAGCCGUGUCAAAUAUAUAGCGGAUUUGGGCGCUCUAGCCAAAACGAAUCCUAUUUUGGCUAUUACCUUCUCCAUUACUAUGUUCUCAUACGCAGGAAUACCCCCGUUAGCCGGCUUUUGUAGCAAAUUCUAUUUGUUCUUCGCCGCUUUGGGUUGUGGGGCUUACUUCCUAGCCUCAGUGGGAGUAGUGACUAGCGUUAUAGGUUGUUGGGCGGCCGGAAGGUUGCCACGAGUAAGUCAGUUUGGGGGACCGAAGGCAGUUCUCCGUGGACCGGACACGUAGCUUACCGAAUCAGUUGCGACACGGAUGGGAAUGCAUGCUACGAAAGAUAGGGUCGAGUCUGAUACAUCAACCGUCUACUCAAUAUCCUUGUACGAGUCCACAAUCACUACACGAGAUGAACCUUGGUUUGGUGAAUUGAAGUUGGCCUUAGGUGUAAUAGGACUCCCAGUUACUGUACGCGAUCGUAUACUGAGGUGCUCCCCGCCGGUUGUUGGAACGACGCGAGCCGGGCCGGGUCUCGAUUCAGAAAGAUGAAGGGCCCAAAAGUCUAAAUAGGGAGUUAUAAAUUCCCCAUCUCGUUGGGGGCGGAAAACGAAUCGACAUCUCGAUGUGAUACAGCCUUUUCUAUUUUAGUUGGGAAAGAACGGCGAAGUCCAUCCGAACCGUCCAAUGAAGAAUAAGAGGAGAGCAAAGCGCCAAUGGCGCGCGAAGCGCAUGCGGAACGGGCACGGAGAAAAGGAAGUUUGGAGGAGAAGCAGCCGAGCUCAUUCCCUUCGCUUCCUGGGCCCAAAGCAGUGCAGUCUUUCCUGGCCAAAUCAAGGAUUUGGGGCUUCUUGCUACGCUACUUCACUAUAAAAAUCCUUUUUUUUUUAGUCAUAUAUAUAAAUAGAAAGAUAGAUCCAUCUAUCCUAUCCGAUUUCUAUUUUGAUAUCGAAAAAAGAAUCUAUUUCAUUCAACGUUUGAUUCAAAGAACUGUGCUUAGCCCUCCCCCGCUCAUGAAAGGGCUCUGCUGCAAUGGAUGGCAGAGGGUCCGUAGUACUCGAAGCACUGGAGUGAUCCAGUAGCCGGGAAGGGGCCUAGAAGUGCCUACUACUACACCACAUUACACUUGGCUCUACACAUUUACAGAGCUAACCCCUGUCCAGUGCCUGGCAGAGCUAAGGGGGCUUCAAUCCUUACUCUUUAUCCUCAUCUUCGCCCAGGCUAGCGGGGCCUUACUUAUUCAGGGGGGAGAGUGGAGCCUCGAGAAGCACUGUUGAGAGGAAGAUCUUUGGCCCCUCUUCAUUCUCUACAGGGUUCCAAACCUUUCUUCAACAUAGGUGACAAGGAGCGAGGCCGCGAUGGAAGAGAUCAAACACGGGAAUAAGAAGUAAUUCCAUUACCUUUUUUUUCAUUUUUCUAGAGGGGAACGGAGAAAGUGGACAAAACAGACUCGCAUUUCUCAUCGAACAAAUACAGGAAAAGAAUCAUAUUGAAAACGCUCCUAAGCCAAGCCCUUCCUUCGUAGAGCCAUGUAUUGUAAGUGAUCCGAACCUGCCCGGAGCGAGCCCCCCAUAGAGGCAAGUGAAGUUGGUGAGCCGUAUGAUGGGCAACUAUCUCCUGCGGUUCGGAGAGGACUCAGCUGUUAGUUAGUACUCCCUUGGUUUCGGGGUGGACCCUUUCACUCUAUUUUAUUAUAUACG